AUGAAAAUAGAACCAGUAGCAAUCAUUGGCAUUGGAUGUAAAUAUCCAGGAGAUGUGUCCACUUUAGAUGAAUUUUGGCAAUUAAUAUCCCAAGGUCAUGACUUUUUGACACCAGUUCCAGGCGAUCGAUGGAGUCAACAUCUUUCAAGCAAAGAACAAAAACUAAAAAAUACCAUCGGUGGUUUCAUCUCUGGUAUCGAUCAAUUUGACAAUGAAUUCUUUGGAAUAUCUCCAAAGGAAUCUUCUCAAAUUGAUCCACAACAAAGAUUAAUUUUACAAAUAUCAAUGGAAGCAUUAGAAGAUGCAAAAAUAUCAUUGAAUCAAAUAAAAGGAACCAAUACAGGAGUAUUUAUUGGAUCUUCAUCAACAGACUAUCAAAGGAAUAUGGAGAUUGGAGAUAUUAAUCAAUUUAGUACGGUUGGGAGUAACCCCUCAUUUCUGUCUAAUAGAUUGUCGUACUUUUUGGAUAUCACAGGUCCGAGUAUGACGAUCAAUACUGCAUGCUCAUCUUCAUUGGUUGCCUUGCAUCUAGCAGCCAAUAGUAUUUGGAAUGAUGAGUGUCGUAUGGCUAUUGUUGGAGGUGUCAACUUGAUUGCAUCACCUCAACAAUCGAUCGAUUAUGGUGAGGCUGGUCUAACAAGCCAACAACCUCAAGGACGUUGUUUUGCAUUUGACGCCAGAGCCGAUGGAUAUGUCCGAUCUGAAGGAGCCGGUAUUUUAAUUUUAAAAAACCUAUCCGAUGCUCUAAAAGAUAAAGAUGAAAUUUAUUCAAUCAUUUUAAAUACUUCAACCAAUACUAAUGGAAAAACACCAAGAGGAAUAGCAGCACCAAGAUCAAGUCAUCAAGAACAAUUAAUUGAACAGUUAUUGUCGCCACUUGGAACCAAUGCAAAUGAUAUUGGGUAUUUUGAGUGUCACGGUACAGGAACUCAAAUGGGUGAUUUAAAUGAACUGACAGCUAUUGGAAAUAGUCUUGGAAAGCUUAGAGAUAAUCCAUUACCAAUUGGAAGUACAAAGGCUAAUCUUGGACAUUUGGAAGGUGGGUCUGGUAUUUGUUCAGUAAUCAAAACAAUAGGUUGUCUAAAAAAUAGAUCCAUUCCACCAAUGUGUCCUCAAUCAUAUGCUACUCCCAACCCCAACAUUCCAUUCAAACAAUUAAACCUGUAUAUUCCAACUGGGUCUACUACAAUCCCCUGGAUUGAAAAGACAAGGUUGGCAAUUGUCAAUAGUUUUGGUGUCGGUGGUAGCAACUGUAAUGUAUUGUUAUCAAGCUUUGAUCAACUUGAUCAAAAUACUAUCAACAUUAACAAUACCAAUACAAUGUCUACUGUUGAUCAAAAGAUGAUUGAUGUAUUUACAAUAUCAGUCAAUCGAAAUAGAAGUCAAGGUGAAGAACAAUUAAAACAACGUAUAAAAGAUGUAUAUGAAUAUAUUCAAUCUAAUCCUAAAGUUGAUAUAAAGGAUAUAUGUUAUACAUCGACUGUAAGAACAAACCAUCUUUCCAACAGAGUAUCGUUUGUUGUUGAUUCAAGAGACAAUUUACUUGACCAAUUAACUGGAUUCCUUUCAGAUAAUUUCGAUACCAAUACUAUCAGAUCAAAUAACAUGACUGGGACUGGUGAGAUGAUGGAAUUUACAAAAAAGAAACUUGGAUUUGUAUUCUCUGGUCAAGGUCAACAAUGGAUAACAAUGGGAAAGGAAUUAUUUGAUGUUUCAAACACAUUUAGAACAGAGUUUAUAAGAUGUUCGUCUAUGUUCCAGGCAAUCUCUGGGUGGUCGUUGGUCGACAAACUAUUCGACACGAAAAACAAAGAAGAGAUACACGGUACUUGGUUGGCACAACCAUCCAUUUUUGCAUUCCAAGCGUCUCUCACUGUACUCUUGAGAGAAUGUGGAAUCAUUCCAUCUGCGGUGAUUGGACAUAGUUUGGGUGAGGUAUCAGCAGCCUAUGCAUCGGGGAUGUUGACAUUGGAAGAUGCUGUAAAGUUGAUUUGGCUUCGUAGCACUCUGCAAAACAAGACAAGUGGAUCGGGUAAAAUGUGUGUAGCUAUGGCCAAUGCACAAACCAUUCAACACCUUAUCACCAAACAUGGAUACGCAAAGAACAUUUCAGUGGCUGGCGACAACUCACCCAAAUCAGUUGGCGUUGCUGGAGACCAUGAAUCAAUGAAUAGUUUCCUCUCUAUUCUCGAAUCGGCCAAUAUAUCUUACAAGUUGAUUCGUAUCAAUGCAGGAUUCCAUUGUCAUUUGAUGGAUAGUAUCAAAGAAGAGUUUUAUAGAUUGUUCCCCAAGAAUUUCCAGUAUGGUCAAUCUAUGAUCCCAAUGUACUCUACGACCACUGCCACACUCAUCACUGACCCAUCGCAACUCAAUGUCGACUAUUGGUGGAAUAAUAUCAGAGAGACUGUGUUGUUUAGGACUGCCUUUGAAUUGGUCCGUGCCAAUGAAGAGUUGGAUGGAUUCUUGGAGAUUUCUGCUCAUCCCAUCAUCGCUCUAAACGUGUCUCAAUGUUUGCGUGGCAGUGAUAACGGUUCACACGACGACCAUUUUAUUUUACCAACUGUUAAUCGUGACGCACCAUCCAUGGAGACACUACUUGUCACACUCUCCAAACUAUAUGUUGGAGGCUAUGAUAUUGAUUGGAGUGGUAUUUAUCCGAUGGCCAGACAAGGUGGUCUGUGCAAAGCAAUCAAACUACCACACAGACGUUGGAACAUGGACCAUUUUUGGGUUGAAAACUAUCAGCUCAAAAAUGAUAGAUUGGAUGUACCACGAUACCCAAGUCUCACACGAAGAAUUGUUUCACUCCUUCCUUGCUUUGAGACAAGAUUAAACUCACCUAGAUUCAAGUAUCUAUUGGACCAUUCUAUCCAAUCUCUUUCAAUCCUCCCAUACUCUUUUUAUUUGGAAAUUGUUUAUUCCUCAAUGUAUGAACUAUUGGAAAAGGAAAACAACAAAGAUGACCACCGUCACUUCACAAUCAAUCAAAUGGAGAUAAAGAAUGCAUUAGUAUUAGAUUCAAAACUAUCAAAUACAAUCCAAAUUCAGUAUAAUAGUGAUUGUACAAGUUUUGAAAUUGGUAGUUUACAAUCAAAUGUACAAGUUCCUCAACAAUGGGUUGUUCAUGCAGUUGGUCAAAUUCAAUAUAUUCAACAACAACAACAAUCCAGUGCUGCCAAAAGAGUUGGUUUUAAUUCAGUAUCUUUAUCCUCCUCUACUACUCAAAACAUGGUAGUAUUGAAUGGUAAUGAAUUUUAUGAAAAGAUUGCAAAACAUGGUUAUCAUUAUGGUCAAAACUUCCAAGCUGUAAAGAAAACAACCUUGUUGGAUCAAGACACUCAAAUCUCUGAAAUCAAAUUACCACAAACCGGAGAUUGCAAGAUGCACUGUCCAUCUCAUUUUAGACUGGCUCAUCCUUCACUUUUGGAUGCUUGUUUACAAGGUACCUUUGCACCAUUUGAAUUGGAUCAUCAAUCACAUUCACGUGGUCUAUGGAUCCCCCAGAAUCUUGGUAAAUUGGAACAUUUCCAAAAUGAUCAUCAUUCAUUUGCCUUUGAUGACUCUUUAUAUUCAUAUUCCAAAAUUAUUUCAAGAAAUGAUCAAUCAAAAAUUAUAACAACUUCAAUUACAUUAUGUGAUUCUAAUCAAAAUACUUUAUUGGAAAUAUCAGAUUUGGUAUUAAAGUGUAUUCAAUUUACAAAUCCUCCACUUCAACAACAACAACACUCCUCAUCCACCUCCCAAAAACAAUCAACAUCAUUUUGGGGAUACGAAUGGAAUGAAAGCGAUGAAGGUGAAAUUAGAGAUACCAACAACAACAAUAAUAACAUACCAACCGUCAUAUUUACAAAUGACAAGUCAUCAUUCUAUACUCAACACUUAAUAGAGUUGUUUGGUAAUAAUCGUCGUGGUCAAUCAUCAAACAUCUAUGUUGUGGUAUCUGAUGAAACAUCAACUAUCAAUCACCAAGAUUUGGAAGCAAUCGAUGAACAAGACCAAAAUGAAUCAAAUGACAAUGCCAUUGAAGUAGAGAUUGUCAAUAAUGGAAUAACAGUGAUUCAAUUGAAAAAUACUGUCGAUCCCAAUCAUUCAAUGGAACAAUUUCAAGAACUAUUUUCAAUAUUAUCAGAGAAUCAUCGAUCAAUGUCUUCUGUAACAUGGAGAUUUAUCCUACUCGCCGAUUCAUUUGUUGAAAGUCAGAGUCAGACAAAUGUAACCCCAAUGCCAACUUCUGUUGCUCCAAUUAUGAUUGACAGUGUAUUGGAUGUUGAAAGAAAUUAUGCCAACUUGCUAUCGUUGAUACAAAAUAUAAUGAAACAAGAGAUUCGAGGAAAGUUGUGGAUGGUUACCAAAGGUGGUCAACAUGUUAAUCCUAUAGACACUGUCAAUCUAUGUCAAUAUUCACUCGUUGGUAUGAUGAGAACCGUGUCAAAUGAAUAUCCACAUCUGCAAGUAUCAAUGAUUGACAUGGACUCUAAUCCUUGGAGUGAUGAAUCAAAUAUUUCACAACUCGUUAAAGAGUUGCACCGUGAAAAUAGUCAUUGGGAAGUUGCUUUUAGAAAUGGUAAAAGAUUUACUUAUCAUUUGGUUCCUAUUCAAACUCAACUAGAAUCAUAUCAAUCAAAUGAAACUUUUAGUAGUUCCCCAAGAUACGAGGCGAUUGUUGGUCAAGGAGGAAUCAUUGGGACUUUAAAAUUGGUUGAAAAACCAAACCAGAUGCCAACACAACCAAACCAUGUAAAGGUCAAGGUAACCAACUCAUCUCUCAACUUUAGAGACAUUCUCAAGAAUCUUGGAAGAGAUUAUGAUGUUGAUCAACUGGCCACUAUGGGAGACGAGUUUUCAGGAACCAUUGUUCAAGUUGGACCUGGUAUAGACCAAGAAAAAUCAUUCAAGGUUGGUGAUCGUGUGUUUGGUAUUCACAUGUCACGAUCAAUGACCAACUAUGUGUGUUGUCCAGCCGAUCUUGUAUUCAAGACACCUGAUCAGUGGACCGAUGAAAUGGCAUGUACUAUUCCUUUGGUAUUCCUCACUGCAUGGUACAGUUUGUUAAGUCAAGCUAGAUUGGAACGUGGGGAAAGUAUCCUUAUUCACAGUGCGUGUGGUGGUGUUGGAUUGGCAGCUCUUCAAAUUGCAAAGCAUAUUGGUGCCGAUAUCUAUGUAACAGUUGGCACAAAUGACAAACGUCAGUUCUUACAGAAUGCACCAUAUUCAAUCCCAGCUCAUAAAAUAUUUGAUAGUCGUUCACUCUCUUUUAAAGAAGCACUUAUGAAUGCAACUGGUGGAAAUGGUGUUAAUGUGGUUCUAAACUCUCUAUCUGGUGACUUUGUAGGACACAGCCUGCAAUGUGUAGCACCGUAUGGUAGAUUUGUGGAAAUUGGUAAAAAAGAUAUCUACUCUGAUUCUAAACUUGGUCUAUACCCAUUCCGUAACAAUCUGUCUUAUUUGGCUGUAGAUAUCAUGCAAAUGACCCUAAACAAGAGAUCUACUCUAUCCCAAUUGAUGGAAAACUCAAUGUUGCCAUUAUUUAACCAAUCCAUCCUCGAAUCACUCCCUCUGACAGUGUUUGGUGUGUCGCGUCUCGUUCCAUCCAUCAGACACAUGAGUGCAGGAACUCAUAUCGGCAAAAUCAUCGUACAAUGGUCGCAAGACCAACUAGAUGCUGCCAAAAACAAUGAUCUGACCGUUCAAAUGAACCAUAGAGUUCGGUCAGAGGGUGGUACCCAUCUCAUUGCUGGCUUUGGUGUUUUAGCGCAAUCAACAGCCAGAGUAUUGGCACGACUAGGUGCAUCAACCAUUGUGUUUGUUAGUAGAUCAGGUAUGGAUAACAACUCGUCAGGUGACAGACAAUCAAUCGUAAGUGAACUAGUUGGACAAGGGGUAGAUGUACAUGUCAAGAAAUGUAAUUUAGAGGAUCCAAUGAAAGUAGAUGAAUUGAUUCAAUAUGGAAUGGUGUCACUUCCACCAGUUUGUGGUGUGUUCCUUGCAACUGGAGUACUCAACGAUAAAUUGAUUUACAAUCAGUCGAGUGACUCUAUCAAACCACCACUUCGAUCAAAAGCAUGUGUUGCGAUUAACUUGGCCAAUGCAACUUCUUCCAUGACCCUAGACUACUUUAUCACAAUUAGUUCAUGUACAACGAUACUUGGAAAUCUUGGGCAAUCAAACUAUGCAACUGCCAAUCGGUUUGUCGAAGGCCUAUCACAUCGACUCCGACAACGUGGUGUACAUGCCACAUGCAUCCACCUCUCUCCAAUCCCAUCGUCCGCUGGUAUGGCCGCCAACCACAUGGUCCUCUCCAACCUCAACAAUAUGGGAUUCACUCCAUUUACAAGUGUCCAACAACUUGAGUCUGGUCUUGUCAAUUGCUUCCAACACGAUCCAUCCUUUAACAACAUCAUCUUUUCCAUUUACAACUACAAUAAGUGGAAUAAUGCUAUUCCCAACUUUAGAGGAUUAAAUUCAUUCCUUCAAUUAAAUGAAUCUAUUCCACAACAAAAAAUAACAUUCAUCUCAACUACUACUACCCCUGCCCCUUUCAAACCACUACCAUUGACUAUUGAAUCACCAAUAAUCCUAUCAACACCCAAAUCCAAUUUACCUUUACCAAACAUCAUUGAUAAAUUUGAUCAACCAAAAACAAAACUAGUUCCAACUCCAACAACAAAGAAAAUAAUUAAAAAGAUAGUCAAACAAAAGAAGAAGAAGAAUUUGUCAACAACUACUCCCACAAUUGUUGCUGUACCAACCAACUCUAAUCAAGUUGAACAAGGAGAAAAAGUAUUAAAACAAGUAUUGUCUGAUAUCAUGGAAGUAAAGAUGGAAAAGAUUGACAAUACUAUACCAUUAAAAGACUAUGGUUUGGAUUCAUUAUUGGCAACUGAAUUCUCAAAUACUAUUCAAAACAAGUUAAACGUAUUUAUUCCAAGUUUAACAUUAUUGGAUCGUAAAACAAAUAUCAAUCAUAUUGUUAAAAAUAUUUUAUCAAAAUCUGGAUCACCAACAUCAUUGGAAUCAAAACAACAACAACCAGAAGAAGAAGAAGAAUAUGAAGAAAUAGAAGUGGAAGAAGAGAUUAUAGUUGAAGAAGAAGAAGAAGAGGAGAUUAAAACAACUAUUCAUAAAAUAUUAAACAAAAAACAACAACAAAAAUCAAUUGAUCAAGAUAUCAUUAUUACCAAACCAAAUAAUAAUUAUGAUCAAUCUCCAUCACACCAACCUUCUUCUUCAUCAUCUUCUAAUAAUAAUUCAACAAUAAUAAUGGAAAGUGAAAUGGCAACUGUAGUGAUUGGAAUUGAACCAAUUGGAGCACCAUAUCUUAAACAACAAAAAGAUAUUAUGAAAUUAUUUGAACCAAGUGUACCGGAAAAAGAGUUCCUAAGAAAUGUUUAUAGUAAUUGCAAGAUUCGUCAACGUCACUAUUGGUUUGACAUGAAAGAUUUAUCAAUGAUUGAUGCCAAGACUAGUGAGAGAAAUCUAAUGUUUACCAAGUUGGUCAAAGACACUGUCUUGCAAGCUGCUGAAAGAGUCAUUACAAAUGCUGGUAUUGACCGUUCACUCAUCACUCAUGUGGUGGGUGUCACUUCAACUGGUAUGCUCGCUCCGUCCAUUGACGCUAUUCUUGUUCGUGAACUCGGUCUCUCUGACACAACUGGACGUACCAUGAUCAACUUUAUGGGGUGUGGUGCUGCCAUUAUCGGCCUGCGUACCUCAUGGGUUCAUGCUCGUGCCCGUCCCGGUAAAUAUGUCCUGUUGGUGUGUGUCGAGGCCAGCUCGAUCAAUAUGGAAGUCGAUCUAGCGAGUCGUGGCGAUCUCGUCAGCAAUUGUAUAUUUAGUGAUGGUGCUGUCGCCACUCUGAUCAGUACACAACCACGCUCACAACUUGGCGGCAAGGGUUAUGUUGAAAUGGUCGAUGAUAUCUCGUACCUGAUGGAAGAUUCUCUCGAUGCCCUCCACAUGCAUUUUGGAGACAAGGGUAUUAACCUCACACUCCGUCCUCAGCUAUCAAUGUGCAUUGCUCGUAAUAUCAAGCCCACCAUCACCGAUUUCCUGGCCAAAAGUAAUUUGACGGUGCAAGACAUUCACUUUUGGGCCGUCCAUCCUGGUGGCCGACGUAUCCUUGAGGCUGUCCACGAAGGUCUCGACCUCGCACAAGAAGAGUUGGCCGACUCUUAUGACGUGAUGAAAUGGUACGGUAACAUGGUAUCCUGCUCCGCACUCUACGUACUCAAACGUGUCAUGAACCGUAUCCUCCUCAUGAAACAAGAAGGUAGUUCCGGUAUGGACCAUGGAAUGGUCAUGGCAUUCUCCCCAGGUGCAUCCAUUGAAGCAAUAUUAUUAAAAUUAAUUAAAUAA
Molecule: messenger RNA, 8355 nt
Organism: Cavenderia fasciculata
Lineage: Eukaryota; Evosea; Eumycetozoa; Acytosteliales; Cavenderiaceae
Gene: stlB
Product: putative polyketide synthase
Exons: 3
Coding region: 1-8355 (2784 amino acids)
Biological process (GO): fatty acid biosynthetic process
Molecular function (GO): oxidoreductase activity; 3-oxoacyl-[acyl-carrier-protein] synthase activity
Source: RefSeq, a predicted model, not a curated record